AUGAAUUACUCUUCGUCUGUUGGCCUUGGAAACAAUUGCAACAGCUCAUUAGUUCCUCAAACCAUUCUUCGGCGAUAUGAUUUUUCUUCCGAACUUACUCGCAACUUUCUCAUCGCAGCAGCCGUUCUGAGUUUCGUUGCUUGUCCUUUGACCUGCUUUUUUAACGGAUUAGUCAUUUUAGCCGUGAAGGUAAAACGAAGACUUCAAACACACUCAAACAUCAUGCUGGCGUGUUUCGCACUCACUAAUGUACUGAAUGGCGUGCUGGUUCAACCCCUGAAUGCAACUCUGGCGAUUUUUCUGCUUCAAGGUAAAGAUUUCCACGAAGUGUGCGAAGUUAAUUUGGCGUUUAGCUUCUCUUUUAUGGAAGUUAGCUUGAUAUCUAUGAGCCACCUGAUUCUGAUCAGUGGAGAACGCUACCUCACCAUAAAGUACUCUCUUAGACACAACGAGGUGCUCACAAAUACCAGCGUUAUAGUUUCAUCGUUUCUAACCUGGAUCACAGCAGUCAUUCUCUAUUUCAUUUUGCCAAACACUAUGAUGACGUUCGCCAUUUUAGAGAUCACAGUGUUUUCUUCGAUUGUUAUACUUCAGGUUCUGGUCUAUAAACAGGCCCGUCGUCACGAAAAAAGUAUUCUUACCCACCAAGUUUCUAUGGAAGCAAAAGCUAAAUUUAAAAGAGAGAAGAAAGCCUUAAAAUCAACCACCCUUUUAAUUCUGAUAGUUAUACUUUUUUUCCUGGUCCCAUUUACUUUCCUUAAUUUCACGUGGUUUAUAUUCGAGAAAAGAUUCUCGGAUGAAGUUAAGAUGUCCGCUCGUCAAUUUUGUCUCGGGAUAGUGACUCUUAAUUCCGUUGUCAAUCCAAUUAUUUACACAGUUCGAAAUAGACAUUUUAGAGUUUCUUUUAUCGAGAUGUUGUUGGGAAAAACUCCUCGAGAAGCUGAGGAAAAUGAGAGGAAAUUGUUUAGAUUUAGACAAAGAGUCAUGGCUGUGAGACUUGAAGCUAGACAAGAAAGAAAAGUGAAUAAAGGAUGUAAUCAAAUCCAACCAGAUGAUGCGAGGGAUCCAGAGGAAAUUACAUCGGGCGAACAGAUCAGCAUCACCACGAGAACAGUCCCUGCUGACGACCAUACUAGAUAA
Messenger RNA from Pocillopora damicornis (cauliflower coral), 1140 nucleotides. RefSeq names its product trace amine-associated receptor 365. Gene Ontology annotation, biological process: G protein-coupled receptor signaling pathway. Lineage: Eukaryota; Metazoa; Cnidaria; Anthozoa; Scleractinia; Pocilloporidae. Gene Ontology annotation, molecular function: G protein-coupled receptor activity. The record is from RefSeq and is a predicted model, not a curated record. Gene Ontology annotation, cellular component: plasma membrane.